Parnassius apollo (apollo) is the source of this 204-nucleotide messenger RNA. The record is from the annotation of a GenBank genome assembly. NCBI's taxonomy places the organism in Eukaryota, Metazoa, Arthropoda, Insecta, Lepidoptera, Papilionidae.
AUGAGUCGGCAAGAAAAUCGAGAUGAGUGGAUACGUCAAAAAUUGAUGGAAUCAGACAGCGAAAAUGAGUUCCUGUUAGAAAGCAGUGAAAAUGAAGAUCAUUUGAGUGUACGCAGUUGCGGUAGUGACACUGAGCAGAACAUAAGCAGUGAAUAUGAUAGCGAAGAUGACGUUCCGAUAUCGAGCUUGCGAAACCAGAAUUAA